Messenger RNA from Oppia nitens, 579 nucleotides. RefSeq lists its product as uncharacterized. The record is from RefSeq and is a predicted model, not a curated record. The coding region runs from base 79 to 402 and encodes 107 amino acids. The transcript is spliced from 2 exons. NCBI's taxonomy places the organism in Eukaryota, Metazoa, Arthropoda, Arachnida, Sarcoptiformes, Oppiidae.
UUAGUUAGUUAGUUAUAGUUAGUUAAAACUAAAAGGACUUUAACUUUAAAAAAACAAAACAAAAUUAUCUGCUGAACAAUGUUGUCGAUGAAGAUGAUAAUAAUGAUAACAAUGAUGGCUGUCAUGAUGACCACCACCACCACUAACGGUAACGGUUUAGUAAUGGCUACUACUACUAUCGGUGGUCGAGGAUCAGGUGGUAGUGGUAGACAAAUCAACACUGUGAGCAGCUGGCUAUCAAUGAUGAAACUGAUGGCCAGUUUGGUUGCUGUUGUUUCCAUAAUAAUGCUAUCUGUUAUGAUACCGGCUGUCCGUAUGGAUGAAUGUCAUGAAUUAGGCGACAGCUGUAAUGGUAAUGAUGUCUGUACACACGAUGGCGAAGAAUAUGCUUGUAUUGAAUGAAGAUAAGGUGUUUUUUUGGUUGGUUGGUUGGUUGGGUUGGGUUGGGACUAAAAAAAAACUAACUAACUAACCCCAUAAACCUAACAAAAAUGUUUAGUUUAAUCUAGUUUUUUUAUUUUCAAAAAAAAAAAAUUAUAAUAAUUUUUUAAUUAGCUAAAAAAACAAACCAAAAAUUAU